AUGCGGGGGAGUGAUGGCCGCUUCAUUAGAGCAUUCACCGUGAACCUUGGAGGGGGUUCUAUCACUCGUGCGGAGCUGGCUGGUAUUGUGUAUGGGUUGGAUCUUGCUUGGGAGCAAGGAGCCAGGAAAGUUCUUCUACAAACAGACUCAAUAACUGCAAAAACCCUGAUUGAUAACGCGACCGAGCAGCAUAUGCAUUUUACCCAGGUCACUGAGAUCAGGAGGAGGCUGCACCGCGGCUGGACGGUUCGGAUUGAUCAUGUUUUCCGUGAAGCUAACUUUGCUGCGGACCACCUAGCUUCCAUUGGGCAUUCGAAACCAAUAGGAGUGCAUGUGAUGGAUAGACCGUGUACUUCUCUGCUGUACUGGCUGUACUUUGAUCGGGUGGGAAGCGAAACCCCCCGUUUUAUUCGUAUGCAAUAA
Messenger RNA from Linum tenue, 423 nucleotides. Lineage: Eukaryota; Viridiplantae; Streptophyta; Magnoliopsida; Malpighiales; Linaceae. The record is from the annotation of a GenBank genome assembly.